UUGAGUAUUGCAAAAAUUUCCAGGAAACCGUCAUCCCUUCUGCGGCGUUUGAGCGGCAAAAGAGCGGCAAAUGACAUCGUGCCAGGUAGCUCAAGCCAGAAGCAGACAUUCAUGCCAAGAUCUGUGUCCAGUCAAGAUGGAGCAAUUCUCGGCGGUCCGCCGACCACCACCUGCCCUCCAUCUUCUUCAACAUCCAGUGGAAGCGGCGCAAUGGCUGGUGUCACUGGCCAGAAGUCCGUCUGCCAUAAGCGCCUGUCAGAUGUGGGAUUGAGAGAGGAAAAUCAGUCUCCUCUAGUGUCGUCGCGACCUUCAUCUCUCAGAGGCCUUAAACAGCCCCCACCAUUAACGACAUUCGGUCCUGGAACGUCUAGUACUAGUGUGAACGUUGUCAAAUUGCCAACAUCGCCGAUACCAGUGAGCCCGCUAGCCAGAUCAGAGCACUCAGAUGCUGGACGCGAUUGUGACGCGAAGGUCUCCAAGCCCUUCGUCUGGAAACAAGUUCAUCGCCAGUGGUCGAUCGUUUCUGCGUAUGCUUCAUCGCGAUGA
This is a messenger RNA of Cooperia oncophora, 546 nucleotides long. The record is from the annotation of a GenBank genome assembly. NCBI's taxonomy places the organism in Eukaryota, Metazoa, Nematoda, Chromadorea, Rhabditida, Trichostrongylidae.